AUGGGCCCUGAAAGCUCCGAAACAUCGGACAACACAAAUGGUCAGGGUGCCUUCCGCCGCCAACUUCUAGCUGACAAUGCUGGGCUAUCCUUGGAAGCGGACUUGGCACAGUUGAAGAGGACAGUUGCGAUUGCCAGCCUGAGUACAUUCUGCUUGGGCUACAACACUGGGAUUGUGGCUGGGGCGCAGAGAGGCAUUCAUGAGGACACCAGCUUCGAUCAUGGGGGUGGGCUGGCAUCUGGGGUGCUGGUGAGCUCUGCCCUUCUGGCAGCCGCAGUGGGCGCUUUCGGCGGCCAGGUAGCGAACUUGGUCGGCCGUCGUAGAACGCUGCUUGCCGUGGCGGGUCUCUUCGCAUUGGCACCCAUUGCUAUGGCUGCAGCACCAUCAUUCUGCUGGCUGCUUGUGGCAAGGUCGCUGUGUGGACUUUCAAUUGGCGUUUCUUCGGUGCUCACCAACCUUUACAUUACGGAAGUCAGUCCAGCCGUUUGCCGUGGACGCUUGGGUGGAUGGGCACCCUUCAUUGGCACCAGUGGUAUACUCGCAUCAUAUAUUGUGUCAGCAGCGCUGCAACCAUUUCCAAGUCAGGCUUGGAGAUGGCAAUUUGGCCUAGCAGUGCUGCCGGCCCUUGCGCAGCUGUUGCUGAGCCAGCACCUGCCUGAAACUCCUCGCUGGCUCCUCGCGCAGUCACAGAGAGAGGACGCACGCCGCUGUUUGCAGCUGCUGUUCCCAAAGGCAGCACCAAGCUGCCUUGAUGAGGAGCUGUCCAGAUUAGAGGCUGACCUCAGCCAUGUAGCUGAUGUGCCAGCAGUCACAUCCCUUGGCCUUUGCCAAGCGGAGCACCGGGCUUCCACCAUUGUAGGAGUUGCCAUCAAUGUGCUUCAGCAAGUCUCUGGCAUCAAUGUUUUCAUCUACUUCGCUCCGCAGAUCCUGGAGGAUGCUGGAUUUGGACGGUACUCCAUGAUUUCUACUGUGUUGGUGAGCCUCAUCCAGCUGACAGCAACAGCAGUGCUGAUAAGGUACAUUGAUCGGAUCGGGAGGCGGCCGCUGGCCCUGGUAGGCCUCAUUGGCAUGAUGGCCGGCCUGCUGCUUUUGAUUGCAGGAUCCGUGGAGCGGGGCGCAGGGAUGGCCGUAGCUUUCACGGCUUGGUUUUCCUUGUCGGGUAUGCUGCUAUUCCGGGCCGCUUUCUCCUUGUCCUUGGGCCCGCUGCCUUAUGUCAUGACAUCGGAAUUCUUCAAGCAAGAGGCGAGGGCAGCAGGACGACUAUGCUGGUUUCUGCAUGUCCCGGCCAAGAGCAACACAGAUAGCCUGGCAAGUUCUGUAUACUUCUGCACCUCUAUGAUGUUACUAGUAUGA
Messenger RNA from Symbiodinium pilosum, 1353 nucleotides. The record is from the annotation of a GenBank genome assembly. Lineage: Eukaryota; Dinophyceae; Suessiales; Symbiodiniaceae.